Molecule: messenger RNA, 1707 nt
Organism: Parnassius apollo (apollo)
Lineage: Eukaryota; Metazoa; Arthropoda; Insecta; Lepidoptera; Papilionidae
Source: the annotation of a GenBank genome assembly
AUGACAUGGUGGUGGACGGUGGCGCUGCUAGCGCUGGCGGCGCCCGUUCAGCCCUCGCCCAGGGCGGGCAGCGGUGAGCAAUUUUACAGUUACCAGAUGUCGCGCAAGUCGUGUUCAGUAGGAGUGGCGCGGGGUGCGUGUAUGUGGGUACAGGAAUGCAACCGUGUGGGUGGAAAGCAUGUAGGAGUGUGCGUCGAUGGCUUCAUGUUCGGAUCUUGCUGUCGACUACCGGACAAACCUAUUAUAAUAGAAGAAACACAAAGCCCUGUUACGGUCACAGAUCGGCCGUAUACAGCGCCACCAAGCAAUACAUACAGCACAUUACAACCAACGGAGACUACAACGCAGCCAUCCGAACGGCCUACCUCGCAGACACAACGGCCGUCGUUUAUGACAAAGCCCAUAGAUGGCGCUCCAACAUCUUACAACUAUCGGCCGCCUGAGUUAAAUUUACCCUCACUAAGCAUAGAAUCAAGUAGCGAACAAAAUAGUGAUAUAGUUAAUAAAAUAUCUUAUAACAGUGUAAAUAAGUACCAAAAUGUAAAUAGGCCGAAUGGCGAAAUGGAAACUAGUCCUCAUAACAAAAUUUCGUCUAGUCUUAGCAUAAUUUCGGGCGCACGGCCUAUGGCUGCAUCUGAACAACACUCCGGAAACAGUAUUUCCUCAGCACAUCUCAUGUCAAGACCAAGCAAUGUCAACACUAUGCACUGGCAGGUGACUACUGAGCCUUCAUUUAUAACAAAAACGAGACCUUCGAACUGGGAGAAGCCCGGCGGAAAACCUAAGCCGACGAAAAAAUUCACGACAACUACAAUUAAGCCACAUAAAAACUAUAUAAAACCAAAAGACCCCUCGCUGAAUGCAAUCGACAAUACUGAUGAGGCUACACCGUCUCCGAUGCAAACGACCGCCGCGACUAAUAGUGUUGAGUGCGGAGUAACAGCAAUGUGGCCGCGUCCUGAGAUGCGUAUAAUGGGCGGCAAAGAUUCCAGCUUCGGUCGAUGGCCGUGGCAAGUCUCAGUGCGACGUAACUCAUUCUUCGGGUUUUCCUCCACGCACCGCUGUGGAGGCGCUAUCAUCAAUGAGGGUUGGAUAGCAACGGCAGGACACUGUGUCGAUGACCUUUUGACAUCUCAGAUAAGGAUACGAGUUGGAGAAUACGACUUUUCAUCUGUUUCCGAGCAAUAUCCUUUCGUGGAACGUGGUGUGGCCAGAAAGGCUGUACACCCUAAAUACAAUUUUUUUACUUACGAGUACGACUUGGCGUUAGUAAAGUUGGACUCACCUGUACAGUUUGCGCCUCACAUAUCACCUAUUUGUUUACCGGCGACUGAUGAUUUGUUGGUCGGAGAAAACGCCACAGUUACUGGAUGGGGAAGACUUUCAGAAGGUGGAGUACUGCCAUCGGUUUUGCAAGAGGUCCAAGUUCCAAUAGUGUCAAAUGAACGCUGCAAAUCAAUGUUUUUGCGGGCUGGCCGACACGAAUUCAUUCCGGAUAUUUUUCUUUGUGCCGGACACGAAAGAGGAGGGCAUGAUUCCUGUCAAGGCGACUCAGGCGGGCCGCUGCAAGUGAAAGGGAAAGAUCAUAGAUAUUUCCUGGCUGGGAUCAUAAGUUGGGGUAUUGGAUGCGGUGAGGCAAAUUUGCCAGGAGUUUGCACGAGAAUAUCAAAAUUCGUACCGUGGAUUUUACAGACAGUGAAUUCAUAA